UAAACCCAAAAGUUAAAACCCCAAUUUGGCCUGAAACGCAAAACCCUGAAGACGACGACCGCUAACAAGACCUUUCUAUGAGCAACAAUGGAGGACGCUGCGAUGGAAGACGGAGAGACUAACAAGGAUAGUGAGGUGGCUCCUGCCCUAAUUGCAGUCCACCCGACCCAGAAUUCAGUUGCAGUCGCUGUCGGGUCGGACCUCCGCGUCUUCGACCUCCUUGGGGGUUGUGCGGUAUCUUUGGUAAAUGAUUCUGAUGGUUCUCUUCAUAAGGAUUCCAUAAGAGCCAUUCGUUAUGGAGCAAACGGGAAGCUCUCUGUGUCUGCUGGUGAUGAUAAACUUGUCAAGAUAUGGUCGACCAAAUCGUGGCGCUGCAUUAGUUCCGUGGAAGUUAUUGAAUCCCUCUUGACAUUAUUGGCUGUUAAACGUUAAUGGUGGACAUACAGAGUGAGUGGCUUUUCAUAUCUCAUCUGUGUUGGAAAUUAGGAACAUUAUUAAAUUGUUAUUUAGUUUCCUUUUAUUAGUUGAUUGUAA
Molecule: messenger RNA, 534 nt
Organism: Prunus dulcis (almond)
Lineage: Eukaryota; Viridiplantae; Streptophyta; Magnoliopsida; Rosales; Rosaceae
Product: nuclear distribution protein PAC1-2-like
Exons: 2
Coding region: 88-432 (114 amino acids)
Biological process (GO): RNA (guanine-N7)-methylation
Cellular component (GO): cytosol; nucleus; tRNA methyltransferase complex
Molecular function (GO): protein binding; tRNA (guanine(46)-N7)-methyltransferase activity
Source: RefSeq, a predicted model, not a curated record